AUGGCGGUCUGGUAUGCUUUCGGUGUGGCAAUAUUUGCUGCAAUCGGAACGUUCUUGUUUGGGUUUGACACAGGCAUCGCUACGACAACAAUCGCCCAUGAAAGCUGGAUUGACUACAUGAACCACCCGUCGAAUGGCCUGACAGGAGCCGUUGUGUCAGUGUACAUCGCUGGCGAAGCAGUCGGUGCGCUCACUCAGACUGCAAUCGGAGAUAAACUAGGUCGACUCCGAUUUAUGGAAUUGUCGUGUAUUGUUGUCACCAUCGGAACAGUCAUCCAGACUGCGGCUGUAAAUAUCGGAAUGUUCCUUGCUGGCCGCCUGUUGGCCGGUUAUGCUGUUGGCGGAAUGGUCGCUACAGUCCCGAUAUAUCUUAGCGAGAUAUCAUCCCCUCGUUAUCGCGGCUUGAUUGGGGGUAUCUCAGGCUGCGGCAUCGCAUUCGGAACGAUGGCUUCGAACUGGGUCGGAUACGCCUGUAGCUAUGCACCAUAUGGUCAGGUGCAGUGGAGGGUUCCUCUGGCGAUUCAAGUCCCGUGGGGUAUCAUCAUGUUCGCCGGACUGGUCACCUUCAUGCCCGACUCUCCACGCCACUUGAUUCGAGUAGGUCAGAUUGAGAAGGCGCGCAGCGAGUUCAUCAAAGGCCGACGGGAUUUACGUCCGGACGAGGCUCACCAGGAGUUUUUGGAGAUGGUCGCGCAAAUCCAAUACGAGACGGAGAGAGAGAUAACCUCCUAUAAAGAGAUCUUCCGCAUGUUUCGACGACGCGCAUUAGUCUCGAUUGCCGUGCAGACAAUGACGAGUCUUACCGGCGUGAACGUCAUCCAGGUAUCAACUCUCUACAAAUCCCUCGGAAUCGACUCCCAUACCAUCCUGGCCUUAGCUGCUGUAUACGGCACCGUCGCGUUUAUAACCAAUUGCCUCACCACAAAGUACCUCACGGAUCAAUGGGGUCGUCGCAAUAUGAUCCUAGCCGGCCUCGCCGGAAUCAUCAUCAUAGAGAUAUAUGCCGCUGUUAUGCAGCGGGAAUUCCAGAAUACGAACAAUAGAGUUGGGAAAGGCUUUGCCAUCCUGGGAAUCUACCUGUUCGUGGUGGUCUACUAUGGCAUGCUUAACAGUACCACCUGGCUAUACGGCGCCGAGGUUCUGCCCAUUGCGCUUCGUAGCAAGAUCAUGGGACUGGCCGCAGCAUCUCACUUUAUAGUCAACGUCGCAAUCACCGAAGCCGGCCCCAGCGCCUUCGCGAAUAUCCACGAGAACUACUACUACGUCUUCGUGGCCUGCACUGUGUUCUUCUUGGGUAUCGCCUAUCUCUACUUCCCGGAGACCAAACGCAAGACACUGGAGGAGAUUGCCGCGUCGUUUGGCGACAAGGUGGUCGCGGCGGGCGAGCAAGGCGAAGGGGAUCCGGAUGCGAAGCCCCAUUCUCAGCGGGUGGAGGUUGUUUACGAAGGAUAG
Messenger RNA from Aspergillus uvarum CBS 121591, 1452 nucleotides. It is a transcript of the gene hxt8, whose product is annotated as putative MFS monosaccharide transporter (Hxt8). Gene Ontology annotation, cellular component: membrane. The record is from RefSeq and is a predicted model, not a curated record. Bases 1 to 1452 code for a protein of 483 amino acids. The transcript has 11 exons. Gene Ontology annotation, biological process: carbohydrate transport; transmembrane transport. Gene Ontology annotation, molecular function: carbohydrate:proton symporter activity. Lineage: Eukaryota; Fungi; Ascomycota; Eurotiomycetes; Eurotiales; Aspergillaceae.